GAAGGGUUGUAUCAUAUUGAAACCCUUUAUGAGACAAUCUGAUCAGAAUUAGCAAGCUAGACAGUUUAAGAGAUCGAGGGAAAUAACAUAAUCUAUAUGAGUACAUGCAAAUUAAACAUAAAUCUCCAAAUAGUUAAAAAAAAAGAAAGGAAAUAUACAUUGACACAUUUUAAUUACGUAGUACAAAAACGUUCAGUAAAAAAGCGGAAUCUUGUAGUGUACCCUCCUAAGGACUGGGAAUUAAAUAUAAAAAAACGCUAAUUUGCAUGGGAGGGACAGUCUUCAAUUCCACAAAAGAGAUGUAAAAAUUAUAGUAUAGUCCCCACUAAAAGAGAUAAAUUAAAGAUAGAGUAGAAGGAAGAAUUGUAGUUAAAAAUAACAUAAAGUUAAGGACCAGCUCCAUUGCUCACCCUUAAAAAAACCGCAUCCUAUUCUCUUCCUUAUUUGCAUAUCGCAUUUGUUCGUAUUCUUGAGAGAAAGAAGAGAGAGAAAGAAAACAAAAAAAAAAAAAAAAAAAAGAAAGAAAGAAGGAAAGAAUGUUCCACCACCCUAAGAAGCCUUCUUCUAUGAAUUCAAAUGAAAGGACUUCUUCUAUGUGUGUUCAAAACGACUCCGGCCUCGUUCUUACUACUGACCCUAAGCCCCGCCUUCGUUGGACUGUCGAGCUCCAUGAACGCUUUGUUGAUGCUGUUACUCAGCUCGGCGGCCCUGAUAAGGCUACACCAAAGACGAUCAUGAGAGUUAUGGGUGUUAAGGGUCUCACUUUGUACCACCUCAAGAGCCAUCUUCAGAAAUUUCGGCUGGGAAAGCAGCCUCAUAAAGAUUUCAAUGAUCAUCACUCGGUUAAGCAAGAUGGUAAGAGAGCUACGUCGUUGGAGCUUCAGAGGAACACUGCAUCAUCCUCCGGAUUAAUGGGUCGUACUAUGAAUGACAGCAAUGUGCACAUUAGUGAUGCAAUUAGGAUGCAAUUGGAGGUGCAAAGGAGGCUCCAAGAACAAUUAGAGGUCCAAAGACAUUUGCAACUAAGAAUUGAGGCACAAGGAAAAUACAUGCAAAACAUACUAGAAAAAGCUUGUCAAACACUAGCAGGAGAAACCAAUAUGGCAGCUUCAGCAAGCUAUAACAACAAAGGCAACAACAACAUCCUAGGCAAUAAUAGCCCAACAAUGGCCGGAGACCACUUAGAAGGACCUAUGAAAGAAUUCGGCCCGAUGAAUUUCCCAUCUCUCCAAGACCUUAACAUCUAUGGUGGUGAGCAAGCAUUAGAUCUUCACUCGAGUUUGGACCGUUCUUCAUCACUUGAGAACUUCAUGCAAGUUCCAAGUGAUAGCCUUUGCUUAGGAAAUAAGAAGAGACCAAACCCUUAUAACAAUGGGAAUAACAAUAAUAAUGGUAAGAGUCCUUUAAUUUGGUCCGAUGAUCAUCUUCGUCUUCAAGAACUUGGACCUCCAACCGCGGCUAAUUGCUUAGGAAAUCCUCAAGAUCAUGAAGACCCUUUUAAGGGUACCGAUAUACAAAUUGCACCACCAUCUUUGGAUCAUCAUAGGAGUGGUGCUGAGCAUCAAAUCGAUUCGAUCUCGGAGAUUUAUGAGUCUAAGCCACUCCUAACUAGUGAUAUUGUUGUUGGGGGUGACAAGAAAUUUGAGUCGUCGCCUAAGCUAGAGAGGUUGUCACCGGCUAGUCAAGGCACCCCUCUUGGGAGGAAUUCUCCCUAUGGUUGAGCUUUGAUAAUUUUGGUAGGUUUAAGCAUAAUUUAUUUUCUUUAGAUCCAAAACUUUUUUUUUUUUUUACUACAAACAAUUAUUCCAUCCUUUGGAGUUCUCAAUUUUUUUGGUCCGUUAUUAGUCAUCUAAGUAGAAUAUAACGACUUUGAAGAGUUUACCUCUCUAACUAUUUACCUUUUAUACUUCAUGCUAAGGUAUGCUUUCAUUGAUGUUAAUAAUAAUGGUAUGCUCGGCCGUUCAUAGAU
This is a messenger RNA of Chenopodium quinoa (quinoa), 1969 nucleotides long. RefSeq names its product myb family transcription factor APL-like. Lineage: Eukaryota; Viridiplantae; Streptophyta; Magnoliopsida; Caryophyllales; Amaranthaceae. The record is from RefSeq and is a predicted model, not a curated record. Gene Ontology annotation, molecular function: DNA binding; DNA-binding transcription factor activity. The transcript is spliced from 6 exons. Bases 537 to 1721 code for a protein of 394 amino acids.